UUAUGAGAGGAGGAAAGAAAGUUCUCGUCUAUCGACGAGGAGGAUUUCUAGGUACUUAAAACGUUUUCUUCUAUCGGGUAAGUGUUAAAAUGGAAGAGCGUGAAGCAAAGCGACCGCGCCUGAAUCCGGCGCCGCUGCUCGUUUUUGCCCACGGCGCUGGGGCUCCGUCCUCAUCCGACUGGAUGAUCAGAUGGAAGAACCUGUUGGCAACGGCGACCAACGCCGUGGAUGUGAUAACAUUCGACUAUCCCUAUCUUUCUGGAGGAAAGAAGGGUGCUCCACCCAAGGCCGAGAAGCUCGUCGAUUUCCAUCUCCAGCAAGUUAACAAGGGCGUGGAGAAAUACCCAGGACACCCAGUAGUUCUCGUGGGCAAAUCUAUGGGUUCAAGGGUGGGUUGCAUGGUAGCUGCGAAAGCUGGCUCACACCAGAUAGCUGCUGUAAUAUGUCUGGGUUAUCCGCUUAAGGGAAGCAAGGGAUCGCUUAGAGAUCAAACCUUGCUUGAAGUUCCAGUACCAACAAUGUUCGUCCAGGGGACCAAAGACACGAUGUGUCCGCUCGAUAAGCUCCACAGCGUCGUCACAAAGAUGCCAGUCAAGACCUCUCUCCACACCAUCGAAGGAGGAGACCACUCCUUCAAAGUCCCAAAGAAGGUGCUUGACAAGAACAGCACAACGCAGGAGUCCCUUGAGCUCCACGCCGUAAAUGCGAUCCAGCUGUUCCUCGCGGACUCCCUGUGCAUGCAAUGAGCCUAGCAUGUGAGUAAACAAUUCUCUUUAAAAAUUCUCGACUUGGGAGGCUCCAAGCGAGAGAACUCAAUGAGCUCCUGCUUGGCCAUUCUUCACGUCGCAGGCCAAUCGGUUGCAAAACCAGGUUACAGUAAUUAAAUUGGUGCCACUGUGUACGACGUC
Selaginella moellendorffii is the source of this 908-nucleotide messenger RNA. Its product is annotated as KAT8 regulatory NSL complex subunit 3. Bases 90 to 746 code for a protein of 218 amino acids. NCBI's taxonomy places the organism in Eukaryota, Viridiplantae, Streptophyta, Lycopodiopsida, Selaginellales, Selaginellaceae. The record is from RefSeq and is a predicted model, not a curated record. The transcript has 6 exons.